Athene cunicularia (burrowing owl) is the source of this 1711-nucleotide messenger RNA. RefSeq lists its product as uncharacterized. The transcript has 5 exons. Bases 1 to 972 code for a protein of 323 amino acids. Gene Ontology annotation, biological process: neuron projection extension; nervous system development. Gene Ontology annotation, cellular component: plasma membrane. Lineage: Eukaryota; Metazoa; Chordata; Aves; Strigiformes; Strigidae. The record is from RefSeq and is a predicted model, not a curated record.
AUGCUGGAGGCAGAAAGAUCAUUGCCGCUUCCCAAGCUGCUGAAGCACCAGCAGCACAAGUUCCGCCGGCUGCAGGCGCUCAUUCAUCUGGACAUGUGGGUGCUGGUGGCCAAGGAGCCGCCCAGCCUCCAGCCACUCCUCUGGGGCUGUGCCCAGCGCCCUAUUGCCCCACGGCUCUCCUCGGGCGGCGAGAGGGGGCAGGGGGUCUGGAACCUUGUGCUGGAGGCUGUGGGAACACCAGCCAGCAGCAGGGAAGAGGCCGAGGAGAUGGAAGUGGAGGAGGAGAUGGACAGGGAGGUGGAAAUGGAGAUCGACCCUCCAGCAGCAGCCCAGGCACAUGCUCUCCAUUCUCUGCCUGCAGUGGGGGGGGAGCAGGGGCGCCGACUGCCCCCGCAUCGGCUCCCUGCCCCGGCAGAGUGGCUCUUUCAGGCUCUCUGCAAACGCAGGCAGGGCUCAGCACGGGUGAGAGGUGAUGUGUGGUUUGUGUGCGUCCUGCGUGGAAGGGGGAGCUCGCCGUGCCUGGGUGGUGGGCUUUGUCCCCAAAGGUCGUGGUGCUCACACCGACCCCCUCGGUGGCUGGCAGGGCACCUGGCUGGGCUGCUGGCAUUGGGCACUGCCUGCACUGACGUUUACCGAGGCUUCUCGGACUGUGUCCUCAAGCUGGGGGAAAAGAUGGCCACGUAUGAGGAGGCAGAUGGCAUCGAGCUGCAGGGGUUGCCCCGAGUCUGUGGGUACUGGGAUGAAUUCCACACGUGUGCCCUGACUGCGCUCUGGGAGUGCCAGAAGGAAGCAGCAGCCGUCUGGGAGAUGCUGAGAAGGGAGUCUCGAAAAAUCAAAUUUCAAGGCAGCUUGUUCGACCUCUGUAGCCCCAGCACAGCCCAAAGCUUUGCCUGGAUGCACAUUCCCAAUGUUUCCAUCCUCGGCAUCCCCCUCAUUGUCACUUGGCUGAACUUAGAAACUGCAGCUCUGUAAGUAUCACAACAAAGGUGGUGGCUGCAUGUGUCGUGACAUCUGAUAAUGUUUCCAAACCUUUGAGAAAUACACUGUGGCGUGCUCAGUGAACACUUGGCUCCAUCCUCUGCCUAUGAGACGUGGAAGAGCUCAGCAGAACUUUCUGAGUUUUGUUAUUUCUCUGUAAUUUGGAAUAACGCCUGUCCUCUUCUGCCUCAAGGCAUGGGCAUAGAUCUGGCUGACUGCAGAAUUUGGGAACUUGAAGAUACAGGGCAGAGGAUUUGGGAAAAAAUGAUAAAUUGAUCAUGAAUGCUGGAUUCCUUUGCACUCUUCUAUGGCUACUGGAAGGAAGUCUCCUUUGCUGACUCUUUCCACCAGAUCAGCUCUCCACAGAUUUUUGAUUUGGGCACUGAAAACAAGGGUCAGGGGAUGGUAUAUGUCCUGUCAAAGGCAGAAAGGAGACCUUACUUCCCUGUACUGGCCUUUUUUCUUUAAUGACAUGGUGAAACCCCUGCUGAAGAAUAAUCACAGGUGCAUGACCUCUUGCACACAUCUGGAUCCUGAGUAACUCCCAUGUUAUGUGUAAAUCCCUUUUCUAAAGAAAUAGAGGGCAAAAAUAUUUAGGGGAAGAGGGACUGUUGAGCUAGCAUGACAAAAAGGAUUUAUAGCAACUCUUAUGCUUUAAAGCGUUCUCCAAAGGUACCUGUAAGCAGCUCUGUGGGUGGCAGUGUGUAAUUCCAGAGUAUUAAAGUUUGUUGUA